Molecule: messenger RNA, 1467 nt
Organism: Rhincodon typus (whale shark)
Lineage: Eukaryota; Metazoa; Chordata; Chondrichthyes; Orectolobiformes; Rhincodontidae
Product: tyrosine-protein kinase Tec-like
Exons: 13
Coding region: 1-1467 (488 amino acids)
Biological process (GO): B cell receptor signaling pathway; T cell receptor signaling pathway; peptidyl-tyrosine autophosphorylation
Molecular function (GO): non-membrane spanning protein tyrosine kinase activity; ATP binding
Source: RefSeq, a predicted model, not a curated record
AUGCGUCUACAGUCAGUGGAGGAAGAAACCCAGAGGACUGCAGGAGACCAGGCAUGUGCUGAGCUCCUUGCAAAAGAUAUAACCCUGUACUCAGCAAUAAGCAACAUAGUCAACCUGCAGAGAGAGGCAUGUGAUCUUCAGCAAUUAUCAUUCUUUAAAAUUAACUUCUGCCUGUUUGUCUUUUUAAAAUUAGAAAUAAGAAAUAAUGAGUUAAUAAUACCAAAAUAUCAUCCAAAAUUCUGGGCAGAAGGAGUAUGGCAAUGCUGUAGACAAGCAGACAAACUUGCUCCAGGCUGUGAAGAAUAUAACCUCUUUGGAGAUAUUACUCGAAAGCCACUUCCUCCAACACCAGAUGAUGUGAUUCUAAUUGUGGAGUUUCUGGACAGGAAGCCAGUGAUGAGCAACAAAACUUUCAGGAUCACACAUGAGGGCUACAUACCAAGCAAUUAUGUAACAGAGAAGAAAUCCAACAAUUUAGAAAAAUAUGAGUGGUAUUGCAAAAAUGUAAAUAGAAGUAAAGCAGAACAGUUGUUGAGAUCUGAGGAUAAAGAGGGAGGUUUUAUCGUGAGAGAUUCCAGCCAACCUGGGAUGUAUACAGUAUCACUUUACACCAAAUUUGGAGGAGAUGGCAGUGGAUCAACUCGACAUUACCAUAUAAAGCUGACCCAGGAACCUGUGAGACAGUACUAUCUGGCAGAAAAACAUUUAUUUAACAAUAUUCCUGAAUUGAUUGAGUACCAUCAGCAUAAUGCAGCAGGUCUUGUCACACGAUUGCGAUAUCCAGUGGGCCGUAAAGGACGAUCUGCACCUACAACUGCUGGCUUUAGCUAUGAUAAAUGGGAAAUAAAUCCAUCUGAGCUGACAUUUAUGAAAGAGCUGGGAAGUGGACAGUUUGGAGUGGUGCGUUUAGGAAAGUGGCGGGCUCAACACAAAGUAGCAAUUAAAGCAAUACGUGAAGGCGCAAUGUAUGAAGAGGAUUUCAUAGAAGAAGCUAAAAUCAUGAUGAAAUUAUCUCAUCCAAAAUUAGUGCAAUUGUAUGGAGUUUGCACACAGCAGAAACCAAUAUAUAUAGUGACUGAAUUUAUGGAACUUGGUUGUCUGCUGAACUAUCUUCGACAAAGAAGAGGGCAGUUAAACAAUGAAAUGUUACUGAGCAUGUGCCAGGAUGUAUGUGAUGGCAUGUCAUAUUUGGAAGCAAAUGGAUUCAUACACCGAGAUCUGGCUGCCCGGAACUGCUUGGUGAGUGAAUCGCAUGUGGUGAAAGUGUCUGAUUUUGGAAUGACCAGAUAUGUCUUGGAUGAUCAGUACACUAGUUCUUCAGGUGCCAAGUUUCCUGUGAAAUGGUCACCUCCUGAGGUGCUACAUUAUUCUAAGUUCAGCAGUAAAUCAGACGUGUGGUCAUUUGGUAAGAGACUUUAUUUUAAAUGUGCAAGCAAAUGUCUUGAAGUAAACCUUUUACACAGAUGA